UCAUGUCGUCUCCUCUCCUCUGGCCCACAGUGCUCUGCGUCCUGCGGUAGGGGAUACAAAUACCGGAACGUGACGUGCGUCAGUCGAUCGGGCCGACCAAUCGCGGAGGAGAGCUGCCAGCACCUGACCCGCCCCAGCAAGCAGAGGCGAUGUCGAGGGGGGCGCUGUCCCAAGUGGAAGAUAGGCAGCUGGGAAGAGUGUUCGACGACAUGCGGUAAUGGAAUACAACAUCGCGAUGUAGCCUGUCAGCUCGGGGAGCAGCGCCGCGUGGAUGAGUCGGAAUGCACGCGCACUUCAGCUCGUCCGCCUUCAAGCCAGACCUGUCGACUCGCUGAUUGUCCCUCGCAAUACAGGUGGAGCGUGGAGGAAUGGCUACCAUGCAGCCGGACGUGUGGGUCGGGCCACCGGAGGAGAGCGAUGCUCUGCGCAGAUCAGAGCGGAGGAGAGGUGCACGAGAUGUACUGCAUGUCCCAGACCAAGCCCACGGACGCGGAGGCCUGCAACACACACGCCUGCGAAUUCCUCUGGAUCACAGGGGAAUGGACAGAGUGCUCAGUCACGUGCGGACAGGGAUACCAGAGGAGGCUGGUCUCCUGCAGUGAGGUGCAUGCAGGGCAGGAUAAUUACGAGUACGGGCAUCAGUCUUCGUCACACUGCCCCGGCACUCCUCCCGAGAACUACCAGGAGUGCGACGCCGGGCCCUGCCCAUCCCGGGAAACUUGGAGGAUGGGCAUCUGGGGGCUGUGCUCAGUGACUUGUGGAGAGGGCUGGAUGGAGCGCACUGUGCAGUGUGUUACGUCAGAGGGGGAAGCCAGCAACAGGUGUCCAAUGUCUGCCAGACCAGAGGCUCGCAAGGCCUGCGGCAAUCCGUCCUGUCACCUGCCCACCAGCUGCAGAGAGGCCCAGGGCAUGACUGGCUUCCCGGUGGAUGGAGAGCAGAUACUCAACAUACAAGGAAGGGCACUCAAGAUCUACUGUGCAGGAAUGCAGACAGACCAUCCAGGGGAAUACAUCACCCUCAUGACGGGCGAGGCGGAGAAUUUCUCAGAGGUCUUUGGCUUCAGGCUGAACGACCCCACUGAGUGCCCGUCCAACCUGAGCCGAAGAGAAGACUGCAACUGCAGAAGGGACUACACUGCUGCUGGACUCUCCACCUUCACCAAAGUCCGGCUGGACCUCAGCAAGAUGCAGAUCAUUACCACAGAUUGGCAGUUUGCCAGCACGAGAGAAGGUCGCCAUGUGCCAUUUGCCACCGGGGGAGACUGUUACAGCGCCGCCCGCUGCCCACAGGGACGCUUCAGCAUCAACCUCUCAGGGACAGGUUUCCAUGUGGCCGAGCAGACUAAGUGGAUUUCCCAUGGAAACUACGCUGUGGCAGACAUACACAAGUCACAGGAUGGCAGUAGAGUCACAGGGAUGUGUGGCGGCUAUUGUGGGAAAUGUACGCCCUCCACAAGCAGCGGGCUUCUCGUGAGAGUCACAUAACACAGCGCAUUGCUAUGUUUAGGCGAUUUGUCACAGCUCCCCCAGUGCUGUUGCCCCUUCAGUGCUGUUGCGACACACUUUCUCUCUCUCUCUCUCUCUCUCUCUCUCUCUCUCU
Molecule: messenger RNA, 1600 nt
Organism: Engraulis encrasicolus (European anchovy)
Lineage: Eukaryota; Metazoa; Chordata; Actinopteri; Clupeiformes; Engraulidae
Product: A disintegrin and metalloproteinase with thrombospondin motifs 9-like
Exons: 12
Coding region: 418-1485 (355 amino acids)
Biological process (GO): proteolysis; extracellular matrix organization
Cellular component (GO): extracellular matrix
Molecular function (GO): metalloendopeptidase activity; zinc ion binding
Source: RefSeq, a predicted model, not a curated record